CGGCCGCCGGAGGAAGGACAGCAAGGCCAGCCAAGCCCAGGGCGCGAGAAGCCGGCGCUGGAGAGCCGGGACCGCCGCGGGCUCCUGCGCCGUGGGGACCUCGGGGACGCCCAUGACGGCGGCGGCGGCGGCGACCGUGCUGAAGGAGGGCGUGCUGGAGAAGCGCAGCGGCGGGCUGCUGCAGCUGUGGAAGCGGAAGCGCUGCGUGCUCACCGAGCGCGGGCUGCAGCUCUUCGAGGCCAAGGGCACGGGCGGCCGGCCUAAAGAGCUCAGCUUCGCCCGCAUCAAAGCCGUGGAGUGCGUGGAGAGCACCGGGCGCCACAUCUACUUCACGCUGGUGACCGAGGGCGGGGGCGAGAUCGACUUCCGCUGCCCCCUCGAAGACCCCGGCUGGAACGCUCAGAUCACCCUGGGCCUGGUCAAGUUCAAGAAUCAACAGGCCAUCCAGACUGUGCGGGCCCGGCAGAGUCUUGGGACGGGGACCCUGGUGUCCUAAACCACGAGGCAUACCAUUUUAUCGACAUGCUCUCCCCACCUCCGUGCCCACAGGACAUGUCAGCCUCUCUGUCCACUCUGAUUGGCUGGGGCCUGAAUACGCGUGAUGCAGCAGAAGCUAACAGCAGUCGGAAGAAGCAUAUCAUGGAAGGAGCCAACCAGCCGGGGGUGGAGAGCAGAAUCCAAUGAGGGGCUGAGGAUGAAGAUUCAGCUCCUGGACACUGAGACUGUUAAACCUCCCAGCCACAGGCCUGGCCUCGGGUGCCAUGAUGGAGCACCUGGGGCUUGCCUGGCAUCAAGGCCCCUCCCACUGAUCCUGACCUUGGUCCUGGCUUCUGCAGACUACUGUUUGGGCCCUAGCCUUGAGACUUGCCCAGAGGAAAGCAGCUCCUCAUGGUGUGCUAAGCCAAGGCCUCAGAACUCAGGAGGACAGCCUGGGAUCCAGAAGAUGGACAGCUGCUGGACUUAGCCUGCAGGCGGGGAUCUGCUGGGCAUGAGGCCUGUGUCUGGGGGUCUCUUGCUGCUUAGGUCCUUUUGGGACCCCCCCCAUCCACACCCUCUCUUGCACACUUCCUCCUUUACCUCUGUGGUCCUCCCCUCACUUUGGUGAUGGGCCUGGAGGUGGUGGGGGUGGGGUAAGGAUUUGGCCAUUACCAUUUCAUGCCUAUUCCAGAAUGAAGAUGCCCAGUGUGUGGGCGGUAACC
Molecule: messenger RNA, 1199 nt
Organism: Phodopus roborovskii (desert hamster)
Lineage: Eukaryota; Metazoa; Chordata; Mammalia; Rodentia; Cricetidae
Gene: Phlda3
Product: pleckstrin homology like domain family A member 3
Exons: 2
Coding region: 113-496 (127 amino acids)
Biological process (GO): negative regulation of phosphatidylinositol 3-kinase/protein kinase B signal transduction; positive regulation of apoptotic process; intrinsic apoptotic signaling pathway in response to DNA damage by p53 class mediator
Cellular component (GO): plasma membrane
Molecular function (GO): phosphatidylinositol phosphate binding
Source: RefSeq, a predicted model, not a curated record